Molecule: messenger RNA, 708 nt
Organism: Striga asiatica
Lineage: Eukaryota; Viridiplantae; Streptophyta; Magnoliopsida; Lamiales; Orobanchaceae
Source: the annotation of a GenBank genome assembly
AUGAAUUUCUUGUCAUCGGCAUUAAUAUUCUCACUGGCCGUCCUCCUCCCGGCAGUAGUCUCCGGCGACUGCACUUGCGAUCUCGAGGGAGACCAAGCAAGCGGCGGGAGCAAAGGCAUCACCCGCAAAUACAAAAUUGCCGCUCUUGCAGCCAUCAUUGCCGCUGGCGCUGCCGGCGUCUGCCUCCCGAUGGUGGGGAAGACGGUGGAUGCCUUGAGCUCGGAGAAGAGCUUUUUCUUCGUGCUGAAAGCAUUCGCCGCAAGUGUGAUUCUUUCGACGGGGUUCAUACACGUGUUGCCUGACGCUUUCGAGAGCCUAACUUCGUCGUGCCUCGGCGACCGGCCGUGGGACAAAUUGCCGUUCAUGGGGUUCGUGGCCAUGGUGGCAGCCAUCGAGACGCUCGUGGUGGACACGUACGCGAUGUCGUACUUCCGGCGGCUGGAAGCGGAGAAGAGGGCAGAGGGAGCCGAACUGUUGCCCGUUCACACGCACGGGGACCACGGCCACGUGCAUGGAACGGUGUCGGGAGAACUCCUACGGCACCGUGUUAGAGCUCGGUAUCGUAGUUCACUCGGUAAUAAUCAGGAUAGUUUGUUGGGCGCCUCGCAUAGCCCCAACACAAUACGGCCCAUCGGCCUCGGCGGAUGUAUCACGCAGGCUAAAUUCAACUCCCAAGCUGUGGCUAUACUGGAGAUUGUACAAAACUGA